This is a messenger RNA of Rhinichthys klamathensis goyatoka, 5419 nucleotides long. It is a transcript of the gene slc8a3, whose product is annotated as solute carrier family 8 member 3. The record is from RefSeq and is a predicted model, not a curated record. NCBI's taxonomy places the organism in Eukaryota, Metazoa, Chordata, Actinopteri, Cypriniformes, Leuciscidae. The coding region runs from base 514 to 3285 and encodes 923 amino acids. Gene Ontology annotation, molecular function: calcium:sodium antiporter activity. The transcript is spliced from 8 exons. Gene Ontology annotation, biological process: cell communication; calcium ion import across plasma membrane; sodium ion transmembrane transport. Gene Ontology annotation, cellular component: postsynapse; axon; sarcolemma.
GAGAGAGAGAGAGAGAGAGAGAGAAGGAGGAGGGGGCGCGAGCGAGCGUUCGUUCGCCGCUGUUGCUCGGGGCUCGCGGAAAAACCGAUCACAUGGAUUCCAAGGUUCCAUUUUUCAACGGCGCUUCGAUCUGAGCGCGCGCUGACAGCCCCGGUGACCGGCGCAUCCAUCAGAGACGCGCGAGGGAAAGAGGCAUCACUUCGCCGGUUCCAUCGAUCUGCCGGAACUGGGCAGAGGCACCGGCAGUCGGUCCGUGUGUGUGUGCGUGUGCGCAGGAGUGAGGAGGGCGAAAGCGGCCCUGGGGUAUUUCUGACACCGAGGAGCAGCCAGCUGCACACUUAACGGAGAGGAAACUGAUCUGGCUGAAAUAUUUGGCGUUACCGAAAAUCAUUUAGGAGGAAAGCAUUCCUCAUUUGCUCAAAUCACAGGUGGCGUGUGGAACCAAAGACAGCCCAGUGCUGGAUUCCCGAAGGACAGCUAGAGAUCACAGACCCUUGAGGUGAAGGAGGGUGCAUGGAUCGCUUAAGGACAAAGACUUCUGCCUACCUCUGGUUGGGAGUGGUCUCCGUGGCAGCAACCUUCCUCUGUGCAGAGGCGCGAGUCACGCCAAGCCCGCCCCCCCUGAACACCACCGCAUGCUUCGAGGAUACGGGUCGAUGCCAACCUGGCAUCAUCUUACCCAUCUGGUACCCCGAGGACCCUUCCAUGGGUGACAAGAUCGCGAGGGUCAUUGUGUACUUCGUGGCAAUGAUUUACAUGUUCCUGGGGGUGUCGAUUAUUGCAGAUCGCUUCAUGGCUGCCAUUGAGGUAAUCACCUCCCAGGAGAAGGAAAUCAUCAUCAAGCGUCCGAAUGGUGAGACGACAACUACGACAAUCCGUGUGUGGAACGAGACCGUGUCCAACCUCACGCUCAUGGCGUUGGGCUCCUCCGCCCCUGAGAUCAUGCUUUCCGUCAUCGAAGUGUGCGGACACGAUUUCCAUGCCGGUGAACUCGGCCCAUCCACCAUUGUAGGCAGUGCCGCUUUCAACAUGUUUGUGAUCAUCGGCCUGUGCGUGUCAGUGAUCCCGGAGGGGGAGGUCCGGAAGGUGAAACACCUGCGUGUGUUUUUCGUGACGGCGGCAUGGAGCGUGUUUGCCUACAUCUGGCUCUACAUGAUCCUGGCCGUCAUCUCGCCCAACGUAGUCCAAGUAUGGGAAGGGCUUCUCACCUUGGCGUUUUUCCCCAUCUGUGUCAUUCUGGCGUGGGUUGCUGACCGUCGCCUGCUCUUCUACAAGUUCAUGCACAAGAAAUAUCGCACGGACAAGCAUAGAGGCGUCAUUAUCGAGACGGAGGGUGACCGCUCCAAAGGCAUCGAAAUGGACGGAAAGAUGAUGAAUUCUCAUUUUGUCGAUGGAGGAGCUGCUAGUAAUUUGAUGGGCCUGAUUGAGGGCAAGGAGGUGGACGAGUCUCGCAGAGAUAUGAUCCGUAUCCUUAAGGACCUGAAGCAGAAACACCCGGAGAAGGAGCUGGACCAGCUAGUGGAGAUGGCCAACUAUUAUGCACUGUCACACCAACAGAAAAGCAGAGCGUUUUAUCGUAUCCAGGCCACGAGGAUGAUGACAGGUGCCGGGAACAUCCUCAAGAAGCAUGUGGCCGAGCAGGCCAAACGCAGCACCAGUGUUCAAGAAGUUCACGUAGAAGAACCUGAGGAGUUUGUGUCCCGUAUUGUGUUCGAGCCUGCCAUUUACCAGUGUCUAGAGAACUGCGGGGCUGUUCUACUCACGAUAAUGCGUAAAGGCGGCGACAUCGCUAAUACAAUCUAUGUGGAUUAUAAAACGGAGGACGGCUCGGCGAAUGCCGGUGCGGACUAUGAGUUCACGGAGGGAACGGUGGUGUUCAAACCUGGUGAAGUUGUCAAGGAAAUCGCCGUUGGCAUCAUCGAUGACGACAUCUUUGAGGAGGACGAGCAUUUCUUCCUGCGGCUCAGUAAUGUGCGUGUCCUGGAGACCGAGGAUGAGGUGCUGUCGCCCAGUAGCCUGCCGUACCCAAAGGCCUUGUUAGGAUUCCCUGCUGUUGCCACAGUUACCAUCCUCGAUGAUGACCACGCAGGCAUCUUCACUUUUGAAAGCGAGUCCAUGCACGCAAGUGAGAGUGUGGGCAUCAUGGAAGUGAAAGUGCUGCGGACAUCAGGAGCGAGAGGGACAGUCAUCAUUCCUUUCCGCACAAUGGAGGGACUCGCUAAGGGCGGCGGAGAGGACUUUGAGGACGCCUACGGUGAACUAGAGUUCAAAAACGACGAGACCUGUAAAACCAUACAGGUUAAGAUUAUCGAUGAUGAGGAGUAUGAAAAAAACAAAAACUUUUACCUGGAGCUAGCUGAACCACGCAUGGUGGACAUGAGCCUCCAGAAAGCUCUGUUAUUAGCUGAUGAUAUUGCAGAGAGGAAGAUGUCAUCAGAGGAAGAGGAAGCCAGAAGAAUAGCAGAGAUGGGGAAGCCUGUAUUGGGCGAGCAUGCAAAAAUAGAGAUUAUCAUUGAGGAGUCGUACGAGUUUAAGAAUACAGUAGAUAAGCUGAUUAAGAAGACUAACCUGGCUCUGGUCGUGGGAACAAACUCCUGGAGAGAACAAUUCAUGGAGGCCAUUACUGUCAGUGCAGGAGAUGAGGAUGAGGACGAGGGGGGAGAAGAACGUCUGCCGUCUUGUUUUGACUAUGUCAUGCACUUCCUGACGGUGUUCUGGAAGGUUCUGUUUGCCUGCGUCCCGCCCACGGAAUACUGGAACGGGUGGGCGUGUUUCAUUGUUUCUAUAGUGAUCAUCGGUCUUUUGACAGCUGUGAUUGGUGACCUGGCCAGUCACUUCGGCUGCACCAUUGGCCUGAAAGACUCAGUCACUGCUGUGGUGUUUGUAGCCCUGGGAACAUCCGUCCCUGACACCUUUGCCAGUAAAGUUUCAGCGGUGCAGGACAGUUACGCGGACGCAUCUAUCGGUAACGUGACCGGUAGCAACGCCGUGAACGUUUUCCUGGGAAUCGGUGUUGCGUGGUCAGUGGCCGCCAUCUACUGGCACAUGCAGGGCCGUGCGUUUGAGGUGCCAGCAGGUUCCCUGGCAUUUUCUGUCACUCUCUUCACCAUCUUUGCCUUCCUGGCGGUGGGCGUCCUGCUGUACCGCCGCAGGCCUCACAUCGGUGGAGAGCUGGGCGGCCCGCGCGCACAGCGCAUCCUCACGACACUCUUUUUCUUCAGUCUCUGGUUUCUCUACAUCCUUUUCUCCAGUCUCGAGGCUUACUGUCAUAUACAGGGCUUCUGAAGAGAAGUGAUUGGGGUGGGGUGGGGGUCGGAGUUGAGGAGAGAUAGAUGCGAGGAAGAGCUAAGGAUUGAUUCGGAAAGGUCGCUAAAGUUUGAAGCAGGUGUGGAUUUGAAGAGGACAUUCAUUCUUCAGAUGCCUUUGUGCUGAAGAUGAAGAGUGUGAGGCAUCUCUCUGAGGGGUGGGACAGUCUUAACCUGGAGUCUGAGCUUUUCACAGUCUAUAUUUUUCUCAACACCUGCUGAGAACGACUUUUUUCUAAUGAAGUAUUUUGGGAAAAAAAGACACAAAAAAUAACAAAAAGAAUUAAAGGAUUCAAAGGACUAUUUUCAAAUCUGCUUCCAGGAUUAGAAGUAAUAUUUCAACAGAAAAAUGAAAAUAUAUAACUACAUGAAAUCUGUUAUUGAGUGACAUUUGAAGGACCCAUAAAGUUUUUAUUUAUUUUUUCCUUGUUUAGUUUGGUACGAACUCACAGAGCUUACAGCUUUUACCGUCUGGCCAAAGUCCUGGCUCGGAAAAACCGAACACGGAGAAGAGAGACGAAUAUGAACAAUGGCUGAACACUGCAUUUUCUCCCUGUAUGGAUAUAAUCUGCUUCCAUAUAUUUUCUGUACUUUUGUGUAUUUCCUUGCCAAGUGUUGUUUAUCCGAGCAUCACAGAGGCCUCAGAGAGUUGCAGGAAAACAGAAUGCAAAAACAAACAAAAAAAGUGUUAAAGAGGGAAAAUGAGGCCUUUUUGCAUUUGAACCCACUACACGUUCAUCGAAACGAAUCACUAGUGUAUUUUCUGAUAACACCGUGAAGGAAAGCGCACUGCAUCCGCUAUAACAGUUUUUUUUUUUUUAUCUGUUUGUAUUUUAGUCUUUCAGUGUCGUCGAACAAAUAUAAAGCACCCCAAAGAGAUCUCCCACCCCCACUUCACCCCAGAGAGCCCCUCUAUAUAGAAUCACAUGACCAUUUUACCUCCUUUAGUGUGCAUCUAAACAGUGUUUGAAGUGAAAUCGGUGGAUUCUGAGUGUUUCAUUGGGGCCUUUAAUGUGGUUCGUAAUGUUUACAGGCCUUCGGUAGAAAAGAGCGAGAAUGGAGCGGUACAAACAGCUCGAGACGGUUGUGUGAUUUUCUUUAACCUGGUGAGAAGGGUUUUGUGAGUUCCAGCAAGCCGUAGAGAGAUUUUAGGCAGAGCUGCAUCAGUUUAAAGAGCAGCCUUCAAUUCAUCUGAUGGACUCAAGUGUUUUUCGUGCCUAUUUUUGCUGUUAUGAGCUGAAAAAGAAGGAUGUGGGUGGGGGUUCUGUAUUAUCUGGGGGAAGUGAUGUCAUAAAGAAUUGUUUAGGAUGGCCAAUAAGAGCCCAGAACCAAAGAACAGAACCUUAGACUGCCACCCACAAGCUGCAGUGGUUCUCUGGGCCACAGGGGGGCCACAUCCCAGUUCCUCCUCUAUAUGUCCAUCACACAACCCGAGCAUUUUGUGUGCGUGAGUGCGUGUAUGUUGAUGUGCGUUUCGUAUUUUUUUCUAGCCUCAUUGCAAAUACAGGCCAAAUCCGUUGUAUGCAGUGUUUGGAUUACAGCACCUGCAGCACCCGUGUUCCAUUUUUAUUGUUUACAUUCAUAUACAGCUGUUUAUGUGUGCGCGUGUGAGAGAGCGCAGUUGAAAAUGGGUUUCUUCUCUGAAACUCUUCAUCCAAAUUGCAAAUGUACUUGCUGGCAUUGCUUCAGCCUGCUCUGUGCUUCCUAAUUUUGUUCAUAAUCAAUGUGCUUUAAAGAAAAAAAAACAGAAAAGAACCACUUGAAGAAAUCACAACAAAUCGCACUGAACAUUCACCCAUGCAAGAGUCAUGACUCAUGCAGGCUCAUGCUCUUGUGUUUUUAGCAUUUGAACUUUUAAUUUUGUACAGGAGGGCAGGAGUGUGUGAGCUUAGCUACACAACAGACACUUUCUUUACCCACACACACUGAUUUUAUGAGCAUGUACUGCCUACAUAGACAGCAUCAUCUAAUAUAUGCAACUGAUUAUGCAGCCUUCUGAGAUGCCUCAUUUUGGCCAAGUUUUAGGCAGAAUUGCUUGUAUUCUUCUAGGAGAACCUCUUAAUGCGUUGCAGUGAGCUCAGAGGUAAUAUUAAUCCAAAGUGGGGAAAAGUAUU